Molecule: messenger RNA, 592 nt
Organism: Priapulus caudatus
Lineage: Eukaryota; Metazoa; Priapulida; Priapulimorpha; Priapulimorphida; Priapulidae
Product: spectrin beta chain-like
Exons: 4
Coding region: 184-573 (129 amino acids)
Biological process (GO): actin cytoskeleton organization
Cellular component (GO): cell junction; plasma membrane; cell projection
Molecular function (GO): actin filament binding
Source: RefSeq, a predicted model, not a curated record
GAAUACGCCGACCAGAUACGCGAGCUGGGAGACAACGCCCGGCCAUGAUCGAGCGACCCCAGGGACACCGCGCUCGGGGAGCAGAUCGCGGUGCGGCAGGCGCAGAUCGACAAGCUGUACGCGGGACUGAAGGACCUCGCGCAGGAGCGGCGCGGAAACCUGGACGAAGCCCUCAAGCUGUACAUGCUCAACCGCGAGGUCGACGACCUGCUGCAGUGGAUCGCAGAGCGCGAGGUCGUCGCCAAGUCGCCCGAGCUCGGUCACGACUUCGAGCACGUCUGUAUGCUGCAGGACCGCUUCCGCGAGUUCGCUCGCGAGACGGAGGGCAUCGGCACGGAGCGCGUGAACGCCGGCAACGAGAUCGCCGACGCGCUGAUGAACGCCGGCCACGCCGACGCCGCGCAGAUCGCGCAGUGGAAGGACCAGCUGAACGAGGCGUGGGGAGACCUGCUGGAGCUGAUCGAAACACGCACGCAGAUGCUCGACGCCAGCUACCGCCUGCACAAGUACUACUACGACUGCAGGGACGUGCUCGGCAUGAUCCUGGAGAAGCAGAACUCGAUGUCGGCAUGAGCUGCCGUGUCGUGACGCC